AUGAGGGUGUUCAAGAGCUUGGCUCUUUUAUUUCUGCUACUUGUAGUGAGAGGUUCUAUGGUACAGCUGAAAAAUGGUGGCUAUGAGGAUAUUGUUAUUGCAAUUAACCCUGAGCUACCAGAAGAUGACAAUAUCAUAAGAAACAUACAGGACACGGUCAAAGAGGCUUCUACUUACUUGUUCACUGCUACAAAACAGAGAUUUUUUUUCAAGGCUGUAAAAAUUAUAAUUCCUCUGCAUUGGCUGCCAAAACCUGAGUAUUUAAGUGUAAAAACAGAGUCAUACGAUAAGGCAGAUGUUAUCGUGGCUAAUCCUUACUUGAAGUACGGAGACGAUCCCUACACGCUGCAAUAUGGAGGAUGUGGGGAAAAGGGACGAUACAUUCAUUUCACUCCCAACUUCCUGUUAAAUGACAAUUUGUAUAACAUCUAUGGAUCACGAGCCAAAGUUUUUGUCCAUGAAUGGGCCCAUCUUCGUUGGGGGGUGUUUGAUGAAUACAAUAAUGAUGCACCUUUCUAUGUGUCUGUAGACUCUGGAAAAGCAAGUGUUGAAGCAACAAGGUGUUCAACUAGUGUCACUGGGAAAUACAUAGUUCAAAGCUGCACGGGAAACAGCUGCACGACAAGAGAAUGCAAAUAUGAUAAACAGACAAAGCUGUAUGAAGCUGAAUGUAAAUUUGUACCAGAUAAAACACAAAAUGCCCCAGCAUCUAUAAUGUAUAUGCAGAGCCUCCCUUCUGUGGUUGAGUUCUGUGAUCAAAGUACUCAUAAUGAAAAGGCUACAAAUCUGCAGAACAAAAUGUGUAACUACCGCAGCACCUGGGAAAUAAUUAUGAACUCUUCUGACUUCAGUAACACCUCUCCAAUAAAUAGCACAAGUCCUCCAUUUGAGACCUCCUUCUCAUUGCUGCAGGCCAAAGAUCGAGUAGUCUGUCUAGUACUUGAUGUUUCUAGUAGCAUGGCUGGGAAUAACCGCAUUAAACGUCUUAAACAAGCUGCAGAGAUAUUCCUGCUACAGAUUAUAGAAAUGGGUUCCUGGGUUGGAAUUGUCACAUUCCAUUCUACAGCACAAAUUGAAAUGUAUCUACAACAAAUCGAUGAGAAUGUACGCCAGGAUCUUACCCAAUACCUGCCUACAUCAGCUGGUGGAGGAACUAAAAUCUGCGAAGGAGUACACAAAGGAUUUGAGGUCAUUAAACAAAAAUACUCUAAUCUUUAUGGUUCUGAACUUGUACUGCUGACAGAUGGAGAGGAUGGGAGUAUGAGCAGUUGCCUUACGGAGGUGAAAAACAGUGGAUCGAUCAUUCACACCAUUGCCUUGGGGCCAAAUGCUGCUCCAGAACUAGAACAAUUUUCAAAUAUGACAGGAGGCUUAAGGUUUUAUGCCACAGACACAGUUGACUCCAAUGGCCUUAUUGAUGCAUUCAGUGGAAUUUCAUCAGGAAGUGGAAAUAUUUCUGAACAGUCUAUUCAGCUUGAAAGUACAGCUCAGAGUGUCGCCGUCAAGCAGUGGAUGAAUGGUACAGUGACUGUAGAUAGCACUGUGGGAAAUGACACCUUCUUUGUAGUUACAUGGGAUCGAAGCACAUCUCCACCAGACAUUUUACUGCGGGACCCAAAAGGAAAAGAAUAUAGAACGUCAAACUUCACAGUUAGUAAUCUAAACCUCCGAACAGCUCGACUGAGUAUAGCCGGCACUGCAGAGGUGGGGGAUUGGUAUUAUUGGAUUCAAAAUAACCACACAGAUUCUCAAGUUAUAUCAAUGAUAGUAACCUCUCGAGCAGCAUCUUUGGCUGUGCCUCCAGUGACUGUGAAAGCCCUCAUGAAUAAGGAUACAAACAACUUCCCUAAUCCAAUGGUGAUUUAUGCAGAAGUUAGUCAAGGAUUUUUGCCUGUUCUUGGUGCAACCGUGAUGGCCACUGUUGAACCACAGACUGGAUCUGCAGUGGAGCUCAAACUCCUUGAUGAUGGUUCAGGUGCUGAUAUUACCAAGAAUGAUGGAAUCUAUUCAAAGUUCUUUACAUCUUUCAAAGGAAAUGGUAGAUACAACUUAAAAGUGCGUGUCCAAGGGAACGAUAAGACUGUCAGACGCCGCCGUAGGCAGAGUCGAGCCUUGUAUGUUCCAGGCUACAUAGAAAAUGGUGAAAUUAAAAUGAAUGCACCGAGACCUGAAGUUACUGAUGAUGAAAUUCAAGCAAAGCUAGGAAGUUUCAAUAGAGUUACCUCAGGAGGUUCUUUUGUAAUGGAAAAUGUACCUUCAGGAGGAACUACUGAUGUGUUCCCACCCUGUAAAAUUAUUGACCUUGAGGCUCAGUCUGAAGAAGAUAAAAUUCACUUGUCUUGGACAGCUCCUGGGAAUGACUUUGAUGUGGGACAAGCUGACAGAUACAUAAUAAAAAUGAGUGAAAGUCUUCUGGACCUAAGAAACACCUUUGGUAAUGCUACUUCCGUGAAUACCUCUAGUCUGGUACCUAAACCUGCCGGCACCAAAGAAUCAUUUCAGUUUAAAUCAGAAAAUGUCACAAUAGAAAAUGGCACCAUAAUCUACUUUGCAAUACGUGCCAUUGAUAAUGCCUUCCUGACCUCAGAAGUGUCUAAUAUAGCACAAGCAGCUUUGUUUGUCCCUCCAAAGGAAUCCUCGCCUGAUGGUGCUCCUAAUGAUGACGUUAUCAAUGAAGGUAUUAAUGUUUUAACAAUAGUGUUAAUAGUAGCUGGGUCUGUAAUAGCUGUAUCAAUAGCUGUAAGUAUAACUGUUUGCAUUUUACACAAGAAAAAUAGAAGGGGAGGCCCUGAGCUCAGCAUGUACUAA
Molecule: messenger RNA, 2808 nt
Organism: Mauremys mutica (yellowpond turtle)
Lineage: Eukaryota; Metazoa; Chordata; Testudines; Geoemydidae
Product: calcium-activated chloride channel regulator 1-like
Exons: 14
Coding region: 1-2808 (935 amino acids)
Biological process (GO): chloride transport
Molecular function (GO): intracellularly calcium-gated chloride channel activity
Source: RefSeq, a predicted model, not a curated record